Raphanus sativus (radish) is the source of this 1496-nucleotide messenger RNA. RefSeq names its product probable carboxylesterase 4, mitochondrial. NCBI's taxonomy places the organism in Eukaryota, Viridiplantae, Streptophyta, Magnoliopsida, Brassicales, Brassicaceae. The record is from RefSeq and is a predicted model, not a curated record. Gene Ontology annotation, molecular function: hydrolase activity.
AUAAAUAUAUUUUGGUAUUUCUAUUAUGUCAACUUAAAUUUUAGUUGAGUAUCUUUAUUUUAUAUUAUUUUUUUGAAAUUUUUUUUUAAAAUUUUUGCAACCGCAAACAACGAUAAAACCAACAUUUGAAUUUUAGAAAUUUAAAGUUGUUUGUAACAAUUUAUAGUGUUAUUUUUUUUUUGGUACAAAACACCAGAAACCACUACAAACCACAGAAAUCUACUUUUGUCGGUUGUAGUGGGAAACUAGUUUUGCCCUAACAUGCUCCGAAGAAUCACCUCGUCCUCCUCGCUCUGUUCGCCCCCUCUCUUCUUCCGCUUACUUCGCCAGUUCCCUCGCUCUAACUUCUCGCAGUCAUCUUCACGGACCACCAUCAGCAUCUCCAACCACCACCACGUGUGCCGGCUAACACUUCGUAGUAUUUGUUCACACUCUUCAUCUGAUCUCGUCUCCGAGCAUCCUCCGUUCGUCAAGAUUUACAAAGACGGUCGCGUCGAGCGUCUCUCCGGCACCCAAACCCUCCCAGCGUCUCUAACACCACAAAACGGUGUCGUUUCCAAGGACGUCGUGUACUCACCAAAGCAUAACCUCUCCGCUCGCCUCUUUCUUCCUCAUAAAGCCAAAGAACUCGCCGGCUGUAACAAACUCCCGAUACUUAUCUACAUCCACGGCGGAGCCUGGAUCGUCGAGUCCCCCUUCUCUCCCAUCUACCACAAUUUCUUGACAGAGGUUGUGAAAGCCGCGAAUUGCUUGGCGGUGUCGGUUCAGUACCGCCGUGCGCCGGAGCAUCCGAUUCCGGCGGCGUACGAGGAUUCGUGGUCUGCGAUCCAGUGGGUGUUCUCACACUCAGAUGGGUCUGGUCCUGUUGAUUGGAUCAACGAAUACGGAUUCGACAGAGUUUUUCUCGCCGGAGAUAGCGCCGGAGCCAAUAUGUGUCACCACAUGGCCAUGAGAGCCGGCGAGGAGAAGCUUCACCCUAGAAUCAAAGGGGUUGCGAUUGUUCAUCCAGCUUUUUGGAGUAAGGAUCCGGUCGACGAGCACGAUGUGCAAGACGUGGAGACGAGAAGAGGAGUCGCGGAGGUUUGGGAGAAGAUCGCGAGUCCGAACAGCGUGAACGGGACGGAUGAUCCGCUGUUUAACGUGGUUGGAUCCGACUCGGAUUCCGGGUUGGGAUGUGAGAAAGUUUUGGUUGCUGUGGCUGGGAAAGAUUUGUUUUUGCGGCAAGGUUGUUAUGCGGAGAAGCUGAAGAAGAGUGGGUGGAAAGGAGGGGAGGUGGUUGCGGAGGGAGAUGAAGAUCAUUGCUUUCAUCUCUUAAACCCUGAUUCUGAAAAUGCUCCUAAAUUCAUGAAAAAGUUCGUCGAGUUUAUUACCAGUUGAAGGAAUAUCUUAAACUCUGUUCUUGACUUUAGAGUAAUGAUACGAAUAAAUUUGAUGCUUUGGUGUUUUUAAGAUCGAUAAUGUCAAAUCCAUUCCUUACGCAAUGUAUUCACUAACUC